AUGUCUGCCACUGUCGAGGAGAUCACCGACGACGUUCAGGACCUCAACGUCCAGGAGAACGUCGACCUCGAGGAGGGAGGCGAGGUCUCGGUCACCGACAAGGUCCAGUCCCGUGCCGAGCGCAAGAGCCGCAAGGCCCUCCAGAACCUCGGCCUCCAGCGCGUCCCCGGAAUCACCCGCGUCACCAUGCGCCGUCCCCGUGGCCACCUCUACGUUGUCUCGCAGCCCGAGGUGUACAAGUCGGCUCACUCCGACUGCUACAUCGUCUUCGGCGAGGCCAAGACCGAGGACAUGAGCCAGUUCGCCCAGGCCCAGGCCGCCCAGCAGAUGGCCCAGGCUGAGGCUCAGGAGCGCAUGCUCGCCGAGGGCUUCGCGCAGCAGGGCGCCUCGGAGGAGAAGAAGAAGGCCGAGGAGGAGCCCGAGGAGGACGACGACUCGCCCAUCGACGAGACCGGCGUCGACGCCAAGGACAUUGACCUCGUCAUGCAGCAGGUUUCUUGCUCCCGCCGCAAGGCCGUCAAGGCCCUCAAGGAGAGCAACGGCGACCUGAUCAACGCCAUCAUGAGCGCCAGCUAA
This is a messenger RNA of Pseudozyma flocculosa PF-1, 576 nucleotides long. RefSeq lists its product as uncharacterized. The transcript is spliced from 4 exons. Gene Ontology annotation, cellular component: cytoplasm; nascent polypeptide-associated complex. Gene Ontology annotation, biological process: protein targeting to membrane. The record is from RefSeq and is a predicted model, not a curated record. Lineage: Eukaryota; Fungi; Basidiomycota; Ustilaginomycetes; Ustilaginales; Ustilaginaceae. The coding region runs from base 1 to 576 and encodes 191 amino acids.